AGCGUCAUAUAGAAAAAGAAGAAAAACCAUCGUGCCUUUCCACUCAGUCACGGUUCCUCGUCUAAAAAUGGCGAUGUUUGCAGCGGUGAAGCGUUCUGCAGUAGCAAAAGGUGUAGGAGGAUGGAGGAGGGCGUUCGCGUCCCUGGCUGUUGGGAGCGAUAUCGUCUCGGCAGCUCCAGGCGUUUCUCUCCAGAAGGCUCGUACCUGGGACGAGGGCGUCUCUUCCAAAUUUUCCACAACUCCCCUCUCUCAUAUCUUCCAUGAGAAGAAAGUGGUCAUCUUUGGCCUCCCUGGUGCAUAUACGGGUGUUUGUUCAGCUCAGCAUGUUCCCAGCUAUAAGAAUAACAUUGAUAAGUUCAAAGCGAAAGGGAUUGAUUCUGUAAUUUGUGUGGCUGUUAAUGAUCCGUAUGUUAUGAACGGGUGGGCCGAGAAGCUCCAAGCAAACGAGGCUAUUGAAUUUUAUGGAGAUUUUGAUGGGAGCUUCCACAAGAGCUUGGAUUUAGGCAUAGAUCUCUCUGCUGCUCUACUUGGGCAUCGUUCUCAAAGGUGGUCAGCUUACGUUGUAGAUGGGAAGGUUAAGGUUCUUAAUGUUGAGAAAGUCCCUUCCGAAUUCAAGGUUUCUGGUGGAGAGGUAAUCUUGGGUCAGAUUUAACUUGUUUGAAUUGCUACCUCUUCUAAAUGAGAUAUAUUCUUCCAGUUUAGCGAAAUAGAGGUGGUAUGAGUUCUGCCCUUUUAACAAUAACAUCGUUUUAUGUAUUCCAUUUGAUCCACAUUCUACUUGACACACAAUACUUUUAUCUUCCAUGUUGGGAAAUAAAUUCUGGUAUAUUACAGUUUUCUCUUCGUAUUCCAUUCCCAUGUUGCCAACUUGCAUUUUCUUUGCCUUCAGGACCUGUUUGGACACAACUUCAAAAAAGCAUUUUUCCUGCAAAAUCGACUCCGAAAACCAAUUGGCUUUUUAGUGCCUUUUUCAUUGGGUGAUUUUGAAACUGGCGGUUUGGCAUGGGUUUCCAAACGGGCCACAAAACAGGGUGAUGUCUACAAACAGCUGUUUGGACGCACGUAGUCCAAACAGCUGUUUGGACGCACGAUAGUCUCAUUAGUUUCCGUUACUCUCUGCAGUUGAAGACCCAAAAGCUUUUACUCUCUGCAGUUGAAGACCCAAAAGUUUUUAUCGCUGAAGUGCAUGUGAGGUCCAUAACUUAAACAUGGUGCAGUGUUCGGUAAUCUUUA
This is a messenger RNA of Magnolia sinica, 1233 nucleotides long. RefSeq names its product peroxiredoxin-2F, mitochondrial. Gene Ontology annotation, cellular component: mitochondrion; cytoplasm. Gene Ontology annotation, molecular function: thioredoxin peroxidase activity. The transcript has 5 exons. The coding region runs from base 68 to 652 and encodes 194 amino acids. The record is from RefSeq and is a predicted model, not a curated record. NCBI's taxonomy places the organism in Eukaryota, Viridiplantae, Streptophyta, Magnoliopsida, Magnoliales, Magnoliaceae. Gene Ontology annotation, biological process: cellular response to oxidative stress; hydrogen peroxide catabolic process; cell redox homeostasis.